GUUAUAAAGAAGCAUGCUUGCCUACAAAAUCAAUGUGGCAUCAUUCCUCUCAAGUAGACUUACAUUAAUCCAUUAUGGCACAGACUAUCGUUCUUAUUUCGGGUGCGAACCGGGGUCUAGGCGAGGGCCUGGCCAAGCGUUACUUGGCACAGCCGAACCACAUCGUAAUCGCCGCUAACCGGAACUCGAGGCAUCCGACUUCAAAAGCGCUCGCCGAUCUGCCUAAGGGGGAGGGGAGCAGCUUAAUAGUUGUUAAACUUGACGCCACGGUCGAGCAGGAUGCUUUUGACGCUGUUAAGACUCUCCAGGAGUCGCACGGGAUCGACCACCUCGAUAUUGUCAUCGCUAACGCCGGCGUCUCGUUCGUCUGGCCGGCUGUCAAAGACGUCAAGAUUGACGAUCUCCGGGCGCAUAUCGAACCUAACGUUUAUGGCGUUGUAACUCUGUACCAGGCCACGCGCCCACUGCUGCAGAAGGCUUCCCGCGAGCCCAUCUUUACACCCAUCGGGUCCUCAGCCGGGUUUAUAGGGAAACAACCUCCCAUCCCUAACGCGGCGUACGGACCAUCGAAGGCAGCGCUGCACUGGUUCACCGUCCGGAUCAACGCCGAGGAUGACUGGCUCAACGCCUUCGUCACGGGCCCCGGCUGGGUCCAGACCGAACUCGGGAAUGCGGGCGCACGCGGCCUAGGGGUUGAGCAGGCCCCGCUAGGAGUCGACGAGUCCUGCGACGGUAUGAUGCAUAUGCUCACGGUAUCCACGAAAGCAGAUCAUGGCGGAAAGAUGGUGUCGUAUAACGGGGAAGUCACCUCGGAGUGGUAAAAACGGGCUAUAAGAGUGGGCUAUAUAUGUUCCCGAGUUUGAACCACGGGACUUGAGGAUAUACCUACCUAUCUAUCGCCUCUAACCUCUAGAUUUAUCGCUGUUAUGUUGAAGCUAGGAGUACACCGAUAAGGUUGAGAAGAAUGUGUGUGGUUUAGAUCUCGU
This is a messenger RNA of Daldinia loculata, 986 nucleotides long. RefSeq names its product NAD(P)-binding protein. The record is from RefSeq and is a predicted model, not a curated record. The transcript has 2 exons. The coding region runs from base 75 to 821 and encodes 248 amino acids. Lineage: Eukaryota; Fungi; Ascomycota; Sordariomycetes; Xylariales; Hypoxylaceae.